UUUACCCAGGAAGGUUUUCGAGCUCUGUAGUACGAUUUGAAACACGUGGAAAGUUUUACAGCACCUUGAGACAGAAACGGUUCAUUUUCCUUGAGUUUUGCGAUGGGAUCGAAGUCAAAAUGCUACAAGUGUGGAAAACUGGGACAUUUUGCCAAGGAAUGUAGAUCUUCCUCUGUGAACGGCACUGGUGGAGGGGCGAGUUUUGGAGACAGGAGUUGUUAUACAUGUGGAGAAACAGGACACAUAUCCAAAAACUGCAGCAAAAAGAAUGAUGAAUGCUAUGCCUGUGGGCAGAAGGGGCAUAUGCAGAGAGACUGUCCAGAGAAUACAGAUAAUAGGAAAGACUGUUACAAUUGUGGAAAAACAGGUCACUUUGCCAGAGAUUGUCCAACCUCUGAGAGUAAAAGGGUAGAUCCUGAAACUGGCUGCUACAAUUGUGGUAAAGAGGGCCAUUUUGCACGCGACUGUGGUACAAAAUGCUACCGAUGUGGAAAGACAGGCCAUCUUGCUCGCGACUGUUCCUUGGAACAGUCGGCAACAGUUUGCUAUAAGUGUAAUAAUCAGGGCCAUUUUGCUCGUGAAUGUACAUCUGAAAGCCAGGUCUGUUACAGCUGUGGCAAACAAGGCCACUUGAAGCGGGAUUGCACAGAGAAGGUUCAAAAUGAUGUGAAAUGUUACCGGUGUAAUGAGAUCGGUCACUAUGCUCGGGAUUGCACAAGUUCUGACUAACAGAGCCCGAUCUAAAGUACAAAUUCAGAACUCAACUUUCCCCAUUUAGUUAUUUGAUGCUAGCAGAACAGUAAUACUUAAGUUUAGACUGGUUUGGUCAAGAAACUUUAUAGUCAAGAAUCUGCUCAUCGGUAGCGAUGAUCAGUUUCAUUGUUAUUAGAAAGUUUUUUCACCUUUAUUUAAGUGCUUAGUUAUCUGCUCUCGACAACAUAUAAAGGUGAUCAAUGACACUUGAGAAAUAUGGCAAUAACUGAAAGCUUUAAAGCUGGUAGUUUCCUUCAUUUCUUAUCUACCGUCUGUGUAGUUUUGCAAUGUCUUGUAUGAUAAUUCACUCCAAAUAAUUUUUCAGAAGAGUCACUACUUGUAUGCAAGUUGUGUUUUAAACUUCGAGUGGACUUGUUUCAAUAUGAAUGAAUAAUAAGUGUCCUUUAUAACCCCGUAGAAGGUAUUGAGAACUUUGUGUCAAGCCAGUGAUGUGGAGAAAUUUUUCUCUGAUUAAUUAAAUCAAUUAAGCACUUCGUUAGUUAACCCUCUGACCCAAUAGUGACAAGCAUUUAAUUUCUUCUUACAACUCCACCCAAACAUGAAGGUCACCAAAUUUAGGAAAUGAUCUCCAACUACAGAAGCUCCUGAUUGUUAAAUAAAUUCUCCUUGUCAGCACCUUAGGAAUCGUAUGGAGAACAGUAUGGAGAAUAUACAUACUGAUGCUAGGGUGUAAAGCCUUAACAGCUUUUUGACUGAGAGUGUAUUUUGGAUGUAGUAUUUAUUUUUCAUUCAAAUGAAACAGAUUUGUAAGAUUCAAGUGUAGCAUUUAAUGCUGAUGCACUUUUGUUUUUUAUUUGCACUUUGAAGGUAUGGUUCUGUUAGCCUGAAAACAUGUCACUUAGUCGUCACUGCGUUUGCACAUCUCCUGUGUUUUAGUGUGUUUAGCCAGCUAAUAAUUUGUGUGCUAUUCAGUAGACUAGGAGACAGUGCAAAUCAAGAAAACACUCCCUGAUUAUGGUCAUUAUUUUCUAUUCAAUAUAAUGUUGAAGCAAGGGUCAGUCAUAACUUAUUAUGCGUGGAAAAGUUGGAUCAAUGUGAAAAUUGUAGUAGCUUUCCACCCACCCCUUCCCCCCAACCUGUAAACAGUAAACUAAUAUCAACAUAGGGUUAUUGUUUGGUUAGGGGAGGGGUGGAUGUGUAGUUGCUUAGAAACUGAUUUUGAUCUGAAGAGUUUUUAGCCUACAUUGAGUCCAAAUAACCUCAGACCAUCAAGAAUCAGACUAGCAACAAUUCCAAGAGGUUGUGAAAUUUUUAUUUCUCUUGUGUAUGUCUUUUGGAGCACAUUAUUAAUGAAUGAGCAGUUUUAAUCCUUGAUCUUAAAAUCCUUUUUGCUUCCUUACAAAAUGAGGGGUUUUAAGAAUGUUCAAAACCAAAAGCAAAAGUGUCUAUUUAUUCAUAAACAAUAAAGAAAUUUAAUUAUUUUUCAUAGUGUAUUUCUAAAUGUUUGUAGUGCUGGAGAAGUUGUGAAGUCAAAAUAAAGUUGGCCCAGGUGUUGUAA
Messenger RNA from Stylophora pistillata, 2272 nucleotides. RefSeq lists its product as uncharacterized. Gene Ontology annotation, molecular function: zinc ion binding; nucleic acid binding. The record is from RefSeq and is a predicted model, not a curated record. Lineage: Eukaryota; Metazoa; Cnidaria; Anthozoa; Scleractinia; Pocilloporidae.